This is a messenger RNA of Jaculus jaculus (lesser Egyptian jerboa), 1945 nucleotides long. It is a transcript of the gene Tbc1d10a, whose product is annotated as TBC1 domain family member 10A. Bases 40 to 1563 code for a protein of 507 amino acids. Lineage: Eukaryota; Metazoa; Chordata; Mammalia; Rodentia; Dipodidae. The record is from RefSeq and is a predicted model, not a curated record. The transcript is spliced from 9 exons.
CGCUUGGGGUUCUCGUCUGUGGUGGCGGGCGCGGCCGGGAUGGCGAAGAGCAGCGGAGGAGAGGAUGGGCCGCGCGCGCCUGCGGACGACGGGAGCCUGUCGGGGACCCGGGAGAAUCUGGUCCAGGGCGCCGACGCCGUCACCACCGAUGAACUCAGCUCUCUGGGCUCUGACUCCGAGGCCAACGGCUUUGCGGAGCGCCGCAUAGACAAGUUCGGCUUCAUCGUGGGCUCGCAAGGCGCCGAGGGCGCGCUGGAGGAGGUCCCUCUGGAAGUGCUGAGGCAGAGAGAGUCUAAGUGGCUGGACAUGCUCAACAACUGGGACAAGUGGAUGGCCAAGAAGCACAAAAAGAUUCGUCUGAGAUGCCAGAAGGGUAUCCCGCCUUCUCUGCGGGGACGAGCUUGGCAGUACCUGUCAGGAGGCAAGGUGAAACUACAGCAGAACCCUGGAAAAUUUGACGAGCUGGACAUGUCUCCUGGGGACCCCAAGUGGCUGGAUGUGAUUGAGCGGGACCUACACCGGCAGUUCCCUUUUCAUGAGAUGUUUGUGUCCCGGGGAGGCCAUGGCCAGCAGGACCUGUUCCGUGUGCUGAAGGCCUAUACGCUGUACAGACCCGAGGAGGGCUACUGCCAGGCCCAGGCGCCCAUUGCUGCCGUGCUGCUCAUGCACAUGCCUGCUGAGCAAGCCUUCUGGUGUCUGGUACAGAUCUGUGAGAAGUACCUGCCUGGCUACUACAGUGAGAAACUGGAGGCAAUUCAGCUAGAUGGCGAGAUCCUCUUCUCGCUACUACAGAAGGUGUCCCCAGUUGCUCACAAGCAUCUCAGCCGGCAGAAGAUUGACCCUCUACUCUACAUGACAGAGUGGUUCAUGUGCGCCUUUGCCCGUACCCUGCCCUGGAGCUCUGUGCUGCGCGUCUGGGACAUGUUCUUCUGUGAAGGAGUCAAGAUCAUCUUCCGAGUGGGGCUGGUGCUGCUGAAGCAUGCACUGGGAUCCCCUGAAAAGCUCAAAGCCUGCCAGGGCCAGUAUGAGACCAUCGAGCAGCUGCGGAGUCUCAGCCCCAAGAUCAUGCAGGAGGCCUUCCUGGUCCAGGAGGUGGUGGAGUUGCCCGUGACAGAGCGCCAGAUCGAGCGUGAACACCUCAUCCAGAUGCGGCGCUGGAAGGAGACCCGGGGAGAGCUGCAGUGUUGCUCCUCACCCAGGCUGCAUGGUGCCAAAGCCAUCCUGGAUGCAGAGCCUGGUCCCCGGCCUGCCCUGCAACCUUCACCUUCCAUCCGUCUGCCUCCAGAUGCGCCCCUCCCUGGCUCCAAAGCUACGCCACUCAAGCAGGUCCAGAAGGAACAGCGGAAGCACGCUAAGGCGAGUGGACAGCUGAACAAGUCCUCGGCUUCCGGUCAUGCGACAGUGGUGGCUGCUGGAGGAGACGCAUGUUCCCCGCUGGAUGUGCCUCAGAGGGACCCAGUCUCCCAGGACCCAGCCCCCCAGGACUCUGUGCCCCAGGACCUAGCUCACCACCACUCCCGAGAGAGCCUGAUCUCCCAGGAGAGUGAGGACACCUAUUUGUAACCCCUGCAGCUCAGGCCUCCAGGGCGGGGUCUUCACACACUUAACUCGGUUCGGUUCGAAGACUGACAGACACUCCACGGCCGGCGCACCCGAGGGCCUGUGCGCCUGAUGCCCUAGCCGUUUGGCUGCUGGACCAGGAUGGAGUCUGGCCGGCCCAGCACAGAUUCUGCCUGAGCCUCCUUAUUUAUUUUCUCUAGAGUGAAGCUCGAGCUGGCAGAAGCUACAGCCAAGCAGGCGGGGCCUCACUCAGUCCCCUCCUUUGGAGUCUCUUCUGGGGAAUGCUCCCCAGACCAGCGUGCUGGCAUGAAAGGAGCAGUGGGGUGCUCUUUGUGUAAAAUAGAAACAUGAUUUUGUACAGAAAUAAACAAGCUUGUGUAGAGGA